AUGGGGAAUAUUACAUGUAAUGGGAAAUUUGGACGAAGAAUGCAAUCAGUGGUGAAGUGGAGGAAGAGAUGGUUCGCCAUAGGAGUGGCCACAGGAGUGAUACUGUCGUUGUUUGUGAUGCCAUUCAUCGAAGACUGUCAUCACGUGAAGCACAGCCACGAAGACACUGACCAUCGGCUCAACGACUGGUAUUCAAUGAUUGCCAGCAAUGACUACAAUCCGGUCAUUCAUCUGAAGCCAAACGGAACCGAUUCGCAGACCAAACAUAUCAAUGAAAAAGUUAUUCGUCCGAAGUUUGUAUCGACAGAACUGGACAUCAAAGAGAAUCUCUUGAUUUGUGUCCAAUUGUCCAUCAAUUCAGACAAUGUCUUCAAUUCAUAUCUCGUAAACCAAACAAUUGAAGCGUUUUCUGAUAAAGUGAUGCUUUUUUACGACCAAUCGGUGAUCACUUCCAGUCCCAAAGACAUGAUGUCUAACAUUAAAUAUAUUGAUUCUGUGAUCCAAUUGAGUACGGAAUCAAUUGAAGUGCCAUUUAUUAGAUCCAAACCAAACGAUAAGACAUUUAUAAAUCAAAAUAAUUUAUACCAAUUCUUAGCCAAUUUCUCUGUCAGUCAACACAUCUUCUCUUCGCCUCUCAUAACACAUGACUUACAAGACUUUCAAUUAGAUAAUGAUCUGAACAAUGAAUUAGAUUCUGGUGUCAUAUUCAGUACAUCCCUUCUCUUGUGGUGUAAUUUAGAUGACAAUUGUUUGAAAAAGUUUAGGAAUAAAUACCCGAAUCCAACGCAAAAGCAAAUAAUUACCUCAAAUGAUAACGAGUCAGCCCUCGAGUGGCCCACAGGAGUGGUGAAGGCAUUGAAGCCAAACAAUCGGUUUGAUGUCAACCGAUGGCAAUAUUUCAAUGAAUCUCAUUCUUUAAUGCCUAACGAUUUUGACAUCACUCUCGAGUUGAAUGCCAUUGAAAGCCGCGAAUUGUCGCAAAUAAAGUCAGCGGCCAUUGAAUGGCUUCAGAAUGAAUACGACAUCUCUAUAACAGACGGAAACCACCGAUUGAUUAAUAUUUACAGAAGAUUUGAUGCGAUCCGUGGCUUAGAAUAUGUGUUGGAUUUUCUCAUCAAAAGUCGGCAACAGAUUGAAAGCGCGUCCGCUUUCUUAACUCAAUACACAAAUGUAUGCCUCAAGAAAUUGAAUCACAGAACUGUACUUAUAAUGGUAUUAAUAAAUGAAUACCAAAACGACGAUUACAUCCAAAUCAAAGAAGAGGCGACACAACUGCAGAUCAAAUACAAGAAUUCUGGCGCAAAGAUCGCGUGGAUUCCUAUACAUAGUGCCAAAGAAAAUAGAGUUGUCACAGAAUUAGCUUUUUCGGACGCACUUCUUCUGCACUGUCGGCCAAAUAUGAUUCUAAGCGUGGAUUUUCUGAAUCGCGUCCGACUUAACACUAUUCAAGCAAAUCAAGUCUUCUUUCCGAUCCCUUUCGUUGAAUACCGGCUCAGAAGUCAAGUCAAACCGUUGAGGAAUUUUGAUGUCCGAAAAGACAACGGCUUUUUUGAGACAACAAAUUAUAAUCACUUCUCUUUCUAUUUGUCUGAUUAUAUAAAAGCUCGCAAAGAGUCACACGAAUUGCUUCCUAUUGUCAAAAACGUACAGUUCCUUCAAAAUAGUAUUUAUUAUGGCUCUCAUAUCGAUGUCUUCCAUCUAUUUGUUAAUUACAACAAACAAUUGGACAACAAAUCAAAUAAACGCUUAUUUAUAAUGCGAGCGAUUGAACCGGAAUUAAGACUAAAACACGAGAGCUUUACUUACGACUGUCUCUCAUAUGAGAGCAAUAGAUAUUCAAUAGAGAACUGCGAGAAGAGGAUAGCAUUGGGUUUGGGAAGUCGUCCACAAUUAGCAGCUCUUGUUAUCGACGACAACAAGAAAGAGGGACAAGAAGUCAGUGACGAUGAAAAUGCUAAUAAUGUGACAUCACAUGAGAACAUCCACUUUAUUGCCCACUCUUUUGCAACCGUGUCGGCCGGGAAGUACUCCAAUUCAUUGGCCACCUUUCAGUACAAAAUUGAAUGGUACGAAAGCGUCGAUCAGAUUCUUCUCGACGAUAUCACUCUUAUAAAGGCCUCCGUCUUCAUUGAAAGCUCCAGAAUUGAUCAACGGUUCCAAGUCUUUGAUUGUGAUGUCUGUGCGCUCUCUGCCCGACAAAUGGUAAUCAUAAGCAGUCUUUGUAAUACCGGUGCCGCCGGUGUUGCUGUUCAUCACAAAUACAUAGUUAUUAAUAAAUUAUUUCCUGUAAUCGACAAAAUCGACGAAUUGAUUGAAAUCAAUGAAUGGUUUGAUGGCAUCGAUCACUCCGGGCGUCAAUUUGUCCAUUUCGUCAAAGAUGAAGAGAGACCGCUCGCACUGCUUGACCAUUGCAGUCACGUUAUCUCUAAUCCAUUGUCUCAUCAAUUGUUUGUCAUUUGUGUUAAAUUUGGUGCAAAUAAUGUGUUUCACAAAAUCACUUCUUCCGGAUUCGCGAUACUUUCGGUAUAUGUUUUUGGCCACAAUUUCAGACACAAAGUUCUUCCCACCGCCGGUCCAGCCGUGAAGAGACAACACCAACGCCUUCGUCGGGUUCGCAUUCUUCAGGUGUUUGGGAAUCAAUUUAGUGAUGAUAUUCUUCGCCAAAUGCUGGCCAUGGAGUUGCGUAUUGAGACUGCGGUCGAGUUGUGUCAGCUCGUAGUCAAUCCAGGCCUCCCUCCGGAACCAUUUGCCGGCCGACGAGUCCUUCACGAGCCGUUUGUCUUCGCCGAAGGGAUGGCAACACUCGACUGUCGAGCACUUGAGGUAAUCCCACGUCCCAUAUAUGGCUCCCAAACCGAUCGCUCCCAACACUCCCACCAGUGA
This is a messenger RNA of Medioppia subpectinata, 2883 nucleotides long. NCBI's taxonomy places the organism in Eukaryota, Metazoa, Arthropoda, Arachnida, Sarcoptiformes, Oppiidae. The record is from the annotation of a GenBank genome assembly.